Molecule: messenger RNA, 1092 nt
Organism: Lasiodiplodia theobromae
Lineage: Eukaryota; Fungi; Ascomycota; Dothideomycetes; Botryosphaeriales; Botryosphaeriaceae
Product: Isopenicillin N synthase
Exons: 5
Coding region: 1-1092 (363 amino acids)
Molecular function (GO): dioxygenase activity
Source: RefSeq, a predicted model, not a curated record
AUGGCGGGUGAGCCAAACACAUCUCGCAGCCCUCCGCUUCUUGAUUUCGCUUCCUUCUACGACUCGGACCCAGCAAAGAAACAAGCCUUUGUCAGCCAAGUGCGCGAUUGCUGCUUGCACAAUGGCUUCUUCCAAAUCACAAAUCACACUGUUCCCCUUGAGCUCCAGGAGCGCAUGAUGGCAUGGAACAAGAAGUUCUUUGACCUGCCGCUGGAAGAGAAGAAGAAAGUGGGAAAAGAACUCAACACUUGGAAUCGAGGCUAUGAGCUGCUACGCUCGCAAAUCCUGGAAGAAGGCACGCUUCCCGAACUCAAAGAAGGCUUCUACGUUGGCGAUGAGAUCCCCGUCACACACCCAUACUUUGUUAACAAAAAGCUCAACUCGGGACCAAACCAGUGGCCCUCGCCCGAAACUUUCCCAGGCGUUGACGACUUCAGAAGCACGUGUAUGGACUAUUAUUAUGCUGUUGUAGCGCUGGCAAAGGACAUUCUGAAAGUCAUUGCGCUAUGUCUCGAUCUCUCCGAGGACCACUUCCGCGAAUUUGCGACCGAUGCCGUGGCGACGAUGCGACUGCUCCACUACCCGCCAACCGAGAAGGGUGAUGGCGCCGAGAAGCUGCAAAGAGGCAUUGGUGCGCACACGGAUUUUGGCGCCGUGACGCUGCUGCUGCAGGAUGAGGUGGACGGCCUGCAAGUUUGGGACAAAGAAGUGGAGCAGUGGUUUGAUGUCAUGCCCGUAAAGGGCGCCUUUGUUGUAAACCUUGGAAACCUCAUGAUGCGCUGGACCAACGACAAGUACAUUUCCAACACGCACCGCGUCAUCAACAAGUCGGGUAAGGAGCGGUACAGCAUCCCCGUCUUCUUCAGCGGCAACCCGGACUACGUCAUCGAGUGCCUGCCAAACUGCCGCCAGAGCGAGUCCGAGGCGCCCAAGUAUCCGCCAAUCACCGUCGAGGAGGCCGUGAGCGGCAGCUACCGGGAGAGCUACGGCCGCGCCGAGAAGUGGAAGGAGGAGAUGCGCAAGAAAGAGGAAGAGGAGAAGAGGGCAAAGGCUGCCAGCUUGACGAGCGCCCCGGCCGUGGCUGUGGCUUGA